CGUUCUUCUUUAUGUCCAACCCUCCGCAUUAGCCGUUCUCCUUCGUCUUCUCCGUCCGAGACAAUCGAUUCCUCCACCUCCGGUCGGAUAUGAUGGCAGCAAAAUCAGGGAAUUCUACUCAAAAUGUAUUUCUGGCACAGCAUUGUCAUUGGAAUAGGCAAUCACACACCAGAUUUUCCAGUAACUCUUGUGCUCUUAGAAUGCGCAGUACACAUCCCUUGCAGGGAUGGAGAUUAGCAUGGCCUGACAAGUCAGCCAUGCAGUUGCAUACCUUAACAACACACAGGAUUGAUCUUGGGAACCGAGCAAGUAUCCAUUGCCAUGCUGCUCAAUGUACUAGUGCUGUUUCAUCCUUCAAGAAAGUCGACUUUCUCAAGCUUCAAAAUGGAAGCGAUAUUCGAGGUGUUGCUGUUGCUGGUGUCGAGGGGGAACCUGUAAAUCUUACCGAACCUGUCACAAAAGCUAUAGCUGCUUCUUUUGCUGCAUGGUUAUUGGAAAAAAAGAAACCAUCUGAAUCAAAACGCCUAAGAAUUUCUGUUGGUCAUGAUUCACGAAUAUCUGCUCAGAAAUUACAGGAUGCAGUUUCUCAUGGAAUUGCUAGUACUGGAGUAGAUGUUAUUCAGUAUGGAUUGGCAUCUACACCAGCAAUGUUCAACAGUACACUUACAGAAGAUGAGAAUUUCCUUUGUCCGGUUGAUGGGUCCAUAAUGAUAACAGCUAGUCAUCUUCCCUACAAUCGCAAUGGCUUUAAGUUUUUCACUAAUGCUGGUGGACUUGGAAAAGCUGACAUCAAAGACAUCUUGGAGCAUGCUGCAAAUAUAUUUGAGAAGGUCACAGAUACAAGUCUGAAGGAAUCAGAAGAAGCUGCAAAUGCAGCUAUUAGUAAGGUGGAUUACAUGGUAGUUUAUACUGCUGAUCUCGUAGCUGCAGUUCGUAAAGCUGCAGGGAACGUGGAGAAACCACUGGAGAGAUUUCGCAUAAUUGUGGAUGCAGGGAAUGGAGCAGGUGGUUUUUUUGCGGGAAAGGUACUCGAACCUUUGGGUGCGGUUACUACUGGCAGUCAGUUUUUGGAGCCAGAUGGCAUGUUUCCAAACCAUGUUCCCAACCCUGAGGAUAAAGCUGCAAUGAAAGCAAUAACCCAGGCAGUCCUGGAGAAUAAAGCAGAUUUAGGUAUCAUAUUUGAUACAGAUGUUGACAGAUCUGCUGCAGUAGAUUCCAGCGGUCGUGAGCUCAACCGUAAUAGACUUAUUGCUUUAAUGUCAGCUCUAGUACUUGAGGAACAUCCAGGAACUACUAUUGUUACCGACAGCGUGACUUCAGAUGGCUUGACCGCAUUUAUUGAAAAGAAACUAGGAGGAAAGCAUCACCGGUUCAAAAGAGGGUACAAAAAUGUCAUUGAUGAAGCAAUUCGCUUGAAUUCUAUUGGCGAAGAGUCACAUUUGGCCAUUGAAACUAGUGGCCAUGGAGCUUUGAAGGAGAAUCAUUGGCUUGAUGAUGGAGCAUACCUCAUGGUCAAACUCUUAAACAAACUUGCCUCUGCCAGAGCUUCUGGUUCAGGUAGUGGUAGCAAAGUUCUGACUGACUUGAUAGAGGGCCUGGAGGAAGCUGCUGUAGCAGUGGAACUAAGAUUGAAGAUUGAUCAGAACCAUGCAGACCUUAAAGGAGGGUCUUUUCGCGAUUAUGGAGAAGUAGUGCUAAAACAUUUGGAGAAUACAACUAGCUCAGAUCCAAAGUUGAAAAAAGCACCCAUCAAUUACGAAGGCGUUAGGGUCUCAGGCCAUGGUGGUUGGUUCCUGCUGAGGCUCUCACUUCAUGAUCCAGUUCUGCCCCUCAACAUUGAGGCACCAAGCAAUGAGGAUGCUGUGAAGUUGGGGCUUGCCGUUCUGUCUGCUGUUAAGGAGUUUGCAGCCCUGGACACAUCAGCACUAGACAAGUUUGUGCAGAAGUAGAGAUUUUUUCACUAAAAUGAAGCCAUUUUAUCUCUACGCUGAGAUGGCUGGAAACACAGUGCUUGCUCCAUGAUAGCUUGUUGCAGAAACAAGAUGACAUUUUGAUGCGAGUGAGGCCUCGUUGCUCGAGCUUCUGUUCUUGUUACACACACGCACACACACAUAUAUAUAUAUAUAUAUGCCAUGAGGGUUGGGUGAAUCUUUAGUGCAAGCAACAAAACAAUGUCAUUGUGUUGUCUGUAGGGGCCUGGAGGGUACAGGGAAAUCCAGAAACAUUCUGGUGUUACAUGAGAUUAGUUGGCAUGUUGCUGAGAAAUAAUCCUCUGCGUCCCAAAGUAUCUUUGAAUAUAUGAUGUUCUUCACAGCACAGCUGCAGAAGAAUAGUUUGUCUCUCAUA
Messenger RNA from Phoenix dactylifera (date palm), 2346 nucleotides. RefSeq lists its product as uncharacterized. Gene Ontology annotation, molecular function: phosphomannomutase activity. The record is from RefSeq and is a predicted model, not a curated record. Gene Ontology annotation, biological process: carbohydrate metabolic process. Gene Ontology annotation, cellular component: chloroplast stroma. Lineage: Eukaryota; Viridiplantae; Streptophyta; Magnoliopsida; Arecales; Arecaceae.